AUGACAGCGGCUUCGGUGGUGAAGCUGGCGGAAGACCAGCGCCGCAUCGACGAGCUGUCGAGCGCCACACGCAAGACCAAGAAGUUAUUGGCCGGCGCACUGUCAGGUAUGAUCUCUGCACUGGCCUUCCAACCUCUAGACGUGCUGCGCACGCAUCAACAAGGCGCGUUCACGGCUCAUUCGGAGCCUCCCAAGGUAUCUACAGGAUCCUCGCGCCUUUCUCUUCCGGAGACCAUCAAGGCGUCGCGCCCAGCUGAUGACCCCGUGGCGAGGCUACGCUCUAUGUGGCGAGGCACGUCGUCUACACUCGUUCGAGUGGCAGGCGGCGCUGGUCUCUACUUCGCUACGCUGGAUCACUGCCUCAACAUGUUUCCGCACACUGCAGUCAACACGUUCCUGGCUGGAGCCUUCGCUCGCACUUUUGCAGGCGGCGUCAUGUCUCCUUUCACUAUUGUCAAGGCACGAAUGGAGUUUUUACCGCCGGGUACUUUCGACAGCAACUUGCACGUGUUGCGCCACGUGCUGCACCACGAAGGCGUCUGCGGACUGUACCGUGGCAUGGUGCCUACGCUCAUUCGAGAUGUACCGUUCUCUGGUCUGUAUGUUCUCAUAUACACUCGCUUACGCGAAUCAUGGACCGAGAAGUUCUCGCAUCUGCCCGUGUACAGUGUGCACUUCAGCAGCGGCGUGGUCGCGGGCGUGUUGGCCACGUCUAUCGUCCACCCAGCCGAUGUUGUAAAGACGCGCAUGCAACUGGCCAUAAUGGUAAAUCCCAGUGAAGGCUGCGCGUCUUCGGUGCAAAACUCACUCACACUACGCCAGACAGUGGCCAAGAUCUAUAACCUUGAAGGAUUGCGCGGCUUCGCUAAAGGAAUUUUUCCGCGUGUGGUCAAGCGAACGCUAUCCACCGCAGUCACAUGGACAAUCUACGAGCAAUUAUCACUGAAAUAA
Molecule: messenger RNA, 951 nt
Organism: Phytophthora infestans T30-4
Lineage: Eukaryota; Oomycota; Peronosporomycetes; Peronosporales; Peronosporaceae
Product: Mitochondrial Carrier (MC) Family
Exons: 1
Coding region: 1-951 (316 amino acids)
Biological process (GO): glycine import into mitochondrion
Cellular component (GO): mitochondrion
Molecular function (GO): glycine transmembrane transporter activity
Source: RefSeq, a predicted model, not a curated record